AUGCCCAAGACACAGCCCAAUCUAUACGCUUUCCCGGGCGUCGACGCCCUCGCGCAAGCCCUGCGAGCCUACGUGAUCCAGAGCCAAAACGCCGGCAUUGAGCGCCACGGCGCCUUCAAGGUCGCCGUCUCCGGCGGCUCGCUGCCCAAAACCCUCGCCGCGGCUCUCCUGGCCCCGUCAUCCGGUCCCGCAGACGUCGUCGACUUCACCAAGUGGGAAAUCUUCUUCGCCGACGAGCGCGCCGUGCCCCUGGACCACGAGGACUCAAACUACGCCCUGCUCAAGGCCGAGCUGCUCGACAAGCUGCCCGCCGACCAGCAGCCCGCCGCCGUGCACGCAAUCAACACCGAGCAUCUCAACGACAUCCAGGAGCUCGCCGACCAGUACGAGCAGACGCUCGUCGGCAGCUUCGCCUCGCGCGACUCGGUGCGCCUGCCCAUCUUCGACCUCCUGCUGCUCGGCUGCGGGCCCGACGGCCACACUUGCUCGCUGUUCCCCAACCACGAGCUGCUGCGCGAGGUCGACGCCUGGGUCGCCCCCAUCGAGGACUCGCCCAAGCCGCCCCCCAAGCGAAUCACCUUGACUCUGCCCGUUGUCACACACGCCGUCCGUGUUGCUUUUGUCGCCACCGGUGCCGGCAAGGCCUCAAUCAUGAAGGAGAUCUUUGACACGAGCUCUGGACUGCCGUGCACCCUCGUCAACGAAGCUACGGGAGACCGAUGCAGCUGGUUCGUCGAUGAGCCUGCCAUCGAAGGAGUUGGCUUCCCCCGGAGGGCAUUUUUGUAA
Molecule: messenger RNA, 786 nt
Organism: Trichoderma gamsii
Lineage: Eukaryota; Fungi; Ascomycota; Sordariomycetes; Hypocreales; Hypocreaceae
Product: 6-phosphogluconolactonase
Exons: 1
Coding region: 1-786 (261 amino acids)
Biological process (GO): pentose-phosphate shunt; carbohydrate metabolic process
Molecular function (GO): 6-phosphogluconolactonase activity
Source: RefSeq, a predicted model, not a curated record